AACCCCUGGAGAGUGGAGGUUAGCUCCACUCCCUGUUUAGCUCCCACCCUCUGGCCUCAUCCAGGGCUAGCAUGUGGCCACUGCAACCUCCAGAACUCAGGGGCUUUUGGGGUCACAUCCAACCUUCUAAUGCAUCUGCUCUGUGAUCGUGGGUAAGCUGGUCCCCUUCUCUGAGCCUUAUCUGCGACAAGCAGAGAGAAUUCAAGAAGAUGGAUGUAAAGCAUCUGGUAAUUGCCAGGCCAAGAGACUGGGCGCUGGAUAUUUGGGGCCGCAGGCCGAACCACCCGCUCGCUGACUCAGCCGAUGCACCCUGGGUGGAGAGGGAAAACUGACUACGUGUGUGAGCCCAGGCGGUGCUCGGCCUCUGCGGCCUGCUUUCCGGUGUCCUAAGAAGAACGCCCCCCUCUUCUCCACCCCUUCCCAGUUCCCGGCAGCCCUGGCCGCCCCGCCCCCUCAGCAGCUGCUGCUCCCACCCCCUCCCUGCCCAGCCCAUUCUGCCUCGUCAUCUACUGCCCCGCGGAGGCUCGACUCUUGAGUGGGGCCGCCCGGAACGCACAGAACCGGGAGCCCCCCCCGCCCCCCCCCCCCCCGGCACCUGGCUGGAGGAGGGAAGAGAAACUGAUUGGGCAGAAUCUGCGCCCCCUCAUCACCAGCAGCGCUCGAAGGAGGUCUGUGAGCCCCGCCCCUCCGCCGGACUCUAGCUCUGGGACUGGGUGGAGGGGAGCCCCCACCAUGGGCAAUGCGCAGGAGCGGCCCUCAGAGACGAUCGAUCGCGAGCGGAAACGCCUAGUGGAGACGCUGCAGGACGACUCCGGGCUGCUGCUGGAUGCACUGCUGGCGCGCGGCGUGCUCACCGGGCCUGAGUAUGAGGCGUUGGACGCGCUGCCUGAUGCCGAGCGCAGGGUGCGUCGCCUGCUGCUGCUGGUACAAAGCAAGGGCGAGGCCGCCUGCCAGGAGCUGCUGCACUGCGCCCAGCGUACUACGCGCGCGCCAGACCCGGCCUGGGACUGGCAGCACGUGGGCACUGGCUACCGGGAACGCAGCUACGACUCUCCAUGCCCUGGCCACUGGACGCCUGAGGCACCUGACUUGAGGACCGCUUGCCCCGAACCGCCCAGAGCUUCAGACUGCGACGAGGCUGGGGUUUCAGGGGGCUCGGAGGCAGUAUCCGGAACCCUCAAGGAACUCGAUCCGGAAGUGGAAGCUGAAGUCUCUGAAGGGGCUGAGCCAGAGUUGGAACCCCAAAUGGAUCCGGAACCAGAGCCAGCACCUGAACUGGAGCCAGAGCCAGAGCCCGACUUUGAGGCGGGUGACGAGUCUGAAGAUUCCUGAAUGUCAGCGUGCUGAUAGGCUGCUGCUCUCUGCCCAAAGCAGACAGGACCUGGGAUCCUGCUCUGGCAUUGGGGAGGAUGCCACCAAGUCUCCACCUGACCCAGUACCACUGGAAGUGAAUAAACUCCGGUGGGUCACCUUGG
Molecule: messenger RNA, 1475 nt
Organism: Acinonyx jubatus (cheetah)
Lineage: Eukaryota; Metazoa; Chordata; Mammalia; Carnivora; Felidae
Gene: NOL3
Product: nucleolar protein 3
Exons: 4
Coding region: 733-1332 (199 amino acids)
Biological process (GO): negative regulation of intrinsic apoptotic signaling pathway; negative regulation of extrinsic apoptotic signaling pathway; negative regulation of release of cytochrome c from mitochondria
Cellular component (GO): mitochondrion
Molecular function (GO): death receptor binding; caspase binding; cysteine-type endopeptidase inhibitor activity involved in apoptotic process
Source: RefSeq, a predicted model, not a curated record